GUUUAAUAAUAAUAAUAUAUAUUUAUACACAAUACACAAAUUUCGAUCCACUGUACACAGCGCUCUAAAUACUAUUUUGGCACGCGCGACGACCAUGCAGCAGCUACCUACGAACCUUUACGCGAAUCAUAAUCCACAAUACAUGUUGAUGAGACUUGUGGCUCCUGCCGACUAGAUUUCAACCAACCGACAACGAUCGCUGUUUUAACUUUUUAAUUGAAUGUGAUUCAGUUAAAGACGGUUAUAGAAUAAUCGAGAUUAAACCAAUGGUUAUAUAUUUUAUCUUGAAAUUUAAUUAUUAUUGAUAAAUAUUCUCAAUGACUACCAAGUUGAUUGACAACAUGAAUUUAAAUUGUGCUGUGAAGCUGCUGCGUUACGAUGACCUGCCAACAUCUAAUAAUGAAGCUGUUGUUUCGGUGUUAUCAAACAAUGCAGAUACAGAUAAUCAAUCUAGUGCUGAUGUAAAAAGAUCUGUAAGGAUAUCUAGAAAACGUACUAAACCUAAUGUAGAAGAUAGUAAUCAAUCAGAAAAUGUAAAAAAAAAAAAAUGCAUAACCAAAAAACCCCAGUUGAUGAAUAAGAUCGAAUCGGAAAAAACAACUGAUAUUCCUCAUAAAGAACAAAAUAAAAACAAAAUCCAAGAUUCUUAUUCUGUAAAGUCUAAUGAAAGCUAUUUAAUUAAUGAUGAUCUUAGUGUAAUGUCUAAUGCUACACCUUAUUCAAACAAUUUUAUAGAUGACGAAGAAACAACUUCCAUGCAGAGUUCAUCGAAACCUCCUAAAUUUAAAAUAUCUAAAUCUAUCAUUGCUGUUAAAAAAAAGCCUGUAAUACAUGAUAUAAAUAAAGAUAAUCCAACUAAUGAAGUUGCAAAAACUGAAAACUGUGUUGGUACAUUUAAAUCUCCAAAAACUAAAACACUCAAAUCUAUUACAUCAAACAAAAAAAACCCUGUUCUGAGCAAUGUUAGCAAAAAUAACACAUCUUAUGAACUUGAAGAAAGCAACAAUGAUAAUUCAACAAAAGCUCCUAAGAAUAAAACACCAAAAUCUAAUACUUCUAAUAAAAAAAAAUCCAUGACAAAUAAUGUAAAUAAUGUUGAUAAACUUGAUGAACUUCAAGUAAAUGAUAAUUUUGUUAAACCACAAGCUUCCAAUAGUAAAACAUCUAAACCUAUUGUUUCCAAUAGAAAAAAACCUGCUAUAAAUAGCAUAAAUAAAAAUGGUGCAACUAAUGAACAUGAAACAAGCAACAAAAUUGAAAUUCCUAGAAAACGUAGCCGUACUUCAAUAAAAAAAGAAAAAUGUCAAAAAUCUGAUUUUGAUAAUAUAUGUAAUAAUAAAGUCAAUUUAGAGCAAACUCAAAAUUCGGACAACAUUUGUGAGACUUUGUACACUGACGAAGCAUUAAAGUUAUCUCAAAACUUUGAUGAUGAUAUCAUGAUGCUUAGAAGUAAUAAACCACCUAAGAUUAAAAAAAAAUGGAGUGAUGAGUGGAGUGGAGACAAAUUGUUUAAAAUUUUACCAAAAUCUAACAAUGAAGAAUUUUCUAAUGAUUCAACACUAGAUGUUAAUAACUGUAAGACAAUUAAAAGAAUACCAAAAACUCAAAAAUCAAAAAAUUCUAACUGUAAAAAAGUUAAAACUAAGGUGUUUGAACAAUUAAAUCCUACAAAUUCAUCUUUGAUUUAUACCUCAAGUACUGAUUGUGAUAAUAUAGAUGAGUCAUCAAUAAAUGUUCCCGUUAUGCAAAAUGAUGGUAUAUCAAUUACGUUCAAUAUUCCUCUCAAUGACUCAAUACCAGCUGUUUGUAAUGAUGCUAUGUCUGAACCCAUUGUUUAUAAUACACCAUCUAGUGGAACCUUAUCUAAUAUUUCUAUAAUACCGACAACUGGUAUUGAGAGUUCAUUUUCCAAUAAAAAUGUUCAACAAUCACAUAUAAGUACAGUAGAACCAAUAUCCGAUUCUGAUUAUUUAUCAGUUUCAACGAUAAGCCCUGAAAAUACUGAAAUGAGUUAUGGCAUGGCUAUACUAUCUGAAGCUAUCAGCCGGCAAUGUAGAGAAUCGGCUAACCAAAAUUUAAAGAAAAAGUCACCAGAACCUGAGACCAUUGAAGUACAGUCUUGUCCUAAGAAAGCAAACAGUACAUCACGACCGCAAGUGCCUAGUGCCAUGGUAUCACCUCAAAGAGUUGUUAAAAACAUGUCAAAAAAAGUACUUAAGUACUCUCCUGGAUUGUGUUUGCAAUCCGUUGAAAAUGAACUAGAAUCUCAUAGUGAACUUGAAAUUCAACUCCUUUCUAAACGUUUUGACAUCCCUAUCAACACUCUUAGGAGAACAGUUGUAGAUGAGCCCCUUUCUGUAUUCCAAAAAAAGUACUCCAAAUCAGUGACACCAUCAAUGGUAACUAUAUCACCCAUAGUUAAAGACGCUGAUUCCAAGUCAGGAUUAAACUUAAAUUAUGUAAGUGGAAAUAUAGAUGUAGAGUACAAAUUAGAACCUAUUAGAGAGGGUGUGGCAUAUGAAAAAAAUAACUUAAAAGACUUGAUGUUAGAACUUUCAAAAACUAUGCCAUCGUGGAGCUUGAGCAUUGUCACCAAUCCACCAAGGUAUAUAAUUUCGCAAAUGUCAAUUGGCAAGUAUGGUGUCCCCAAUGCAAACAAGUGUAUUGUACUGGACAGAAUGUUCAGAGCUUCAGUUUACAUCAAUCAAUCAUUGGAACAUAAACUUAGUAAACGUUACACAACAGCAACUGAAAUUGUCAAUCUUAUUAAAGAGUUAAAUUCAAUGUGAUAAAUAUUUUUUUAUACAUAUUGAUAUUUGUAUAUUACUCUUAUGAUAAAGAAUAAAUUAUUUUUAUUUUGUUGUAUGAUUCUAAUUGAGUUCAAACCAUCAAAUUUGUAUGUACAUAAAUUAUAAACAUUUGUAAAGGAAAUAAUCAAUGUUAUUUUGUUAUAUUGUAUAUACUCAUUGAUCAUUAUUUAAAUUAGUAAAUAAUUUUCAAACAUACAUAAGUAUAUUUCUUUUUAAUCAAUUAGAAUGGUAAGACAUAAUU
This is a messenger RNA of Rhopalosiphum maidis (corn leaf aphid), 3051 nucleotides long. RefSeq names its product rhoGEF domain-containing protein gxcJ-like. The transcript has 3 exons. The record is from RefSeq and is a predicted model, not a curated record. NCBI's taxonomy places the organism in Eukaryota, Metazoa, Arthropoda, Insecta, Hemiptera, Aphididae. The coding region runs from base 318 to 2789 and encodes 823 amino acids.